This is a messenger RNA of Miniopterus natalensis, 1931 nucleotides long. RefSeq names its product protein arginine methyltransferase 6 (gene PRMT6). NCBI's taxonomy places the organism in Eukaryota, Metazoa, Chordata, Mammalia, Chiroptera, Miniopteridae. Gene Ontology annotation, molecular function: protein-arginine N-methyltransferase activity; histone methyltransferase activity. Gene Ontology annotation, biological process: peptidyl-arginine methylation, to asymmetrical-dimethyl arginine; chromatin remodeling. The record is from RefSeq and is a predicted model, not a curated record.
AUGGCGCCCCAGCGCCUAAGCACAGAGCGGAGCAGGAUCUACCAGCAGCAGCACGAGUUCCUCAAGUUGGCAACCAAAAAACUCAGUGCAAGUUCAGUGUCCGCAGAGGCACGGAGGAAAGGUGCUUGGUGCGCCUGGCGGGAGCGGGACCGGCUGUACUACGAGUGCUACUCGGACAUCACGGUGCACGAGGAGAUGCUGGCGGACCGCACGCGCACCGACGCCUACCGCCAGGGCAUCCUGCGCAACGGCGCGGCGCUGCGGGGCAAGGCGGUGCUGGACGUGGGCGCGGGCACGGGCAUCCUCAGCCUGUUCUGCGCGCAGGCCGGCGCGCGGCGCGUGUACGCGGUGGAGGCCAGCGCCAUCUGGCAGCAGGCCCGGGAGGUGGUGCGGCACAACGGGCUGGAGGACCGCGUGCUCGUGCUGCCGGGCCCGGUGGAGACGGUGCAGCUGCCCGAGCCGGUGGACGCCAUCGUGAGCGAGUGGAUGGGCUACGGGCUCCUGCACGAGUCCAUGCUGGGCUCCGUGCUGCACGCGCGCGCCCGCUGGCUGCGGGAGGGCGGCCUGCUGCUGCCGCUGUCGGCCGACCUCUUCCUGGCGCCCGUCAGCGACCACGCGCUGGAGCUGCGCCUGGGCUUCUGGGACGACGUGCGGCAGCUGUACGGCGUGGACAUGAGCUGCCUGAAGGGCUUCGCCACGCGCUGCCACAUGGGCCACUCGGCGAUCGUGGUGGAGGAGCUGAGCGGCGAGGACGUGCUGGCCAAGCCGCAGCGCUUCGCGCACCUGGACCUGGCGCGCACCGGCCUGGAGCGCGAGCUGGCGGCGGGGGUGGGCGGGCGCUUCCGCUUCCGCUGCUACGGCUCCGCCCCCCUGCACGGCUUCGCCUUCUGGUUCCAGGUGACCUUCCCGCCGGGGGACUCGGAGCCGCCCGUGGUGCUGUGCACGUCGCCCUUCCACCCGGCCACGCACUGGCGGCAGGCGCUGCUCUACCUGGACGAGCCGGUGCCCGUGGAGCAGGACACGGACGUCUCCGGGGAGAUCACGCUGCUGCCCUCGCCGCUCAACCACCGGCUGCUGCGCGUGCUGCUGCGCUACCGGGUGGGCGACCAGGAGGAGAAGACCAAGGACUUCUCCAUGGACGACGAGCACUGCCUGGUGGCCCCGCUGCCUCCCGAGGAGGCGGCGGCCGGGCCCGCGCGGUAGAAAGGGGACCCCCCCCCACCUCCCCGCUGCAACGAGGGGCCUUUGCUCCUGCCUGCCUUUGCCCCCCUGGCUCCAGGGGAGGGAGAGUGAUUCACUCUCACCUGGAGGAGAUUCUUCUAUUUUUAGAAUGACCCUGAUGUCCCCAGCGAUGGAAACAGCGAGUUUACGAAUAGGCUUUUUAAGCUCAAAAGUAUGUGGUAUACCAAGCACUUGUAUUUCUGUUUUUUGUUUGUUUCAUGAAAAAAAAAAAAAACCACGAAAUAAAAUGUCACUUUAUGAAAGUUCGUGCACACUCCUGAAACCUCACACCUUCUCUCAGCCUGAGGCCAGGGAGACAGGUAAACGUUUAGAGUUAGACUCCGCAAGCUUCCAGGAUAAUUAGACUCUCUCUCCAGAGCCCUCCUUUCUUUUUCUGAAUUCCCUCCCUUCCCUGUGGCCUCCGCUACAGGACUUCUUCCUGGUCUUUUAAAUAAGCUUUACUACUGGCCAUGGGAGGGGGGAGACUGAGAAAGCAGUUUAAACAGCCCUGUUCUCAUUACACUUACUACUUCCAUAAGGCGCUAAAGUCGAUGAACACGUUAAAUAGGUUUUAUAUAUAACUGUACAACCUACCUGAGGAAUCGAGAAAGGCCUGAAAGUGAAGUAGUAUAGUUGUUGUGUUUUUUUUUUAUUCUUGGCUGUACUAUUAAGAUUUAACCAAGAAACUCUUCCAUGUAUUUUCCACAAUA